UAUAAUGGGCGCUCUGGGGGCAACAUUGUUUGACAUUGUUCGCGAAUCCCCCCGACAAAUGAUUCGUGUAACCUUAAUUUAGCGCGGCGCGUAUGCUCCACAGCACGCACGACAAUCUGCGACGAAGAACGAGAGUUUUACGCGAAUCAUGUGAGCGCUUAGUGUCUACGGUGUCUACUACUUAAGCCGAGUGUCGUGUCUUAAAUCGCCGAUCUGCAGCCAUAUUUCCCUGUUAUCUGAUGAAAAGUGGCGAUUUCAGCAGCCGAUCAUCAUCGCAGGACAAAAUUCGAGGUCAAGAUUUUGCUUCAGAAGUAGUACUUACCCCUGAAAUCUAAAGUGCUAGACUGCAAAUCCGCACAAACUAACCCCAAGUGGACAAAUAAACUACAUUUAAGUUGCAAGUUCAUCACAUGGUUACGUUACGCAUGUAACCUAAACGCAGUAUCAUACUGUAUGAAGAGAAGGUCACCAGUGAACUCUAAAACCAUGUGACUUUCGUUUUAUAAAGCCUCACAAACAAUUUCGCAUGCUGUAUGCAAAUAAAUGAGAGCUCUAAGUUUCAACGAAGGACUGUGUUAUGAACGACCUAUUUGACAGUCGUGAUUUUUUAGCCCAAGGAAGUCUGCUCGAAGCAGACCAUCCAGAUUAGGCACUCCAGUGCCAAAACCGGGUAAUGGAUCCCGUUGGUCCAUGGUAUGCAUCGAAUUAUCGCCUAGGCACUGGAAGUGCUGCUAGUACCUUUCAAGCUACGAGCUCCGGCACAAGUAGCGACUUUGUAACGCAUCAUCUAGCAACUGCUGCGACACACGCAGUUCCACCUGCGACCACUUCGCAACUACUUUUGCAAGCGGCCCACACAACCGCAACUCUGGCGGGUCAACCUUCGCCCUUUAACCCAGGGGGGUUUCUAUCCCCACCCCCUGUGGGUUACGACGUCUUCUCACCUUUGUUUCAUCACUCUAAUCCUAAACAAGGACACUACGUGGCUCAGCAGAGACAAGUGAUCGCCCAAGCACAACCGGUCACUGGGACCAAACAAAAUUCUGCUACUGAAAACGAUGUCUCAACACUCCGAGAAAAUUACAGCUCGACGCAUCAAGCGACCUUUUUCGAACAUCAACCAGCCUCGACUUCUCCAAAUGCCUCGACCUUGGCAUGGACUCAUCAGAGCAAUUCUCAACUACCAAGUCCUUUUGGCAUUCUGCCGCACGAAAGCGUGGUACCUUCUUCUCCAGGACCUCCUUCCACAAAAUCCGGUUCCUACGACAAUUUUAAUGCUCACUUCGCGGGGACUCAGCCUAUCAACAACAUAAACGUCCAGAUUUCGUCACCUAUCACCACUGCUGGGGAUUUUAAGGCUGCAAACUAUGACAAGAAAAUCAUAAGGUCUUCCUCGCCGGUCUCUGUCAAAUCUGCAGUUACGACUGCCCAAAGCAGCACCAGACAGACCUUUUUUCAGCAAGUACCAGCAACUUAUAGCUCUGAAAGUUUGGCUAACAACUACUCGAGUAACAACAACCAGUCUACGAAUCCCAAAGUCCAGACGGCACCUCUACUGCAUCAGCAGUCGUGUAUCGUUUCGACCCCUAGCAACCCAUCCAGUAAAGAAUACAGGAUUCCCCAGCCAGGUUCGAGGACAGUAGCACCUACAACCGUCUUCAUAAAUGCCACAGCUAGACCCGCGCCUUCACAAAUCCAGGCGAAGCAACCGAGUAGGAAUAGUAAUUUUGCAUCUCCUCCGAAUAAAACGCCGUCUAAUUCACAGCAGACAAUUCAAACGAAGGCGCAGUCAAAGGUUUAUCCGGAACUGGCGAGUCAUAAUGAUCACAGAAGGGCGGAUCAUGAAAACAGCCAGUCGUCACCGAUCAGCUUCUCAAUCAUGGAUUCGAGGAACAUGAACUACGCGAGUAAUACUACUACUAAUUGCAAUAAUACAACUAAUAAGAUUUCCAGUGAUCAGAGGACUCAGAAUAACAAUCUGCAGCACACUCAGCAGUUUCAUGUUUUGAAUCAACAGCAGCAACAAGCGACACGUUUUGAAACAACAACUACAACUUACCGGCAUUACUCAGGAUCUACAAGCGAUUCGGAAUAUCAUCACCCUGGAAGAUCGAAAUCUGCGGCGUCUACCGACAGCGCCUAUUCUUCAAACACUUCCACCCAAAAUGGACCGGACUGUGGAGUUGUCGUUCCCAGAAGACCAAGUCCUCUUCAAGCGCAUUCUCAAGCAAGUCCCCUGGGUCAUGUUCCGAGUCCAGCUUAUCCAAUGUACAACAGUCCAAUGGCCACGAUGUCUUCACCUUCGCCUCUCCAGCAACACGGAGAGAACAACGGCAAUCAGUGUGCAAGUGGAGCUACCUACAAAACCGGUAUCCAACAGCAAAUUACUCCACCUUCUCCUCUUGACGUCACCGUUCCUAGGCCUUCAUCUCAAGGCCAGGUUGCUUACUCUUCAGUGAUUACUCGAGCCUUGGGCUCUACAGAAAACAACAAAACGACCUACAACACCGAAAGUAGAACCUACGAACGACAGCAGGAGUUUCCUCAAACCCAGAAGCAGCAGGUUUGCUGGGAAAACGACAAUCGUCACGCGAAUGCCACUCGGAAAUAUGCAGUUUCUACUACUUAUGGGACUAAUACUGAGAUUAAUACUCAGUUGGCUCCUCAGCAGCAACAGAGGGUCAUUACUGUUACUGAGAGACAGCAGACCUUCUUUGAUUCUAAUCAGGUGAAUUUGCAAGAUUCAAGUGGUUGUAGAGGAGAUCCUAAGAGCAUUUUAAAAACCUUGCCAACUUUACAGCAAGGUGUUUGUCCGGUUCAGCAGCAGCAACAGCAGCCAGUUGUUACAGCAGCAGUGGCGGAUCAACUGAAGCAGCCGGAGGAGAGACGAAAACCUGAGACGCCUAAGAAGAAGAAAAAUGUUGAGAAGGGAACUCAUGCAGCUCCGUUGAAUGAAUUGACUGGAGCGGCAGUGAUGACGGAAUACUUGAAUAGAAUACCACCACCUGCACAUCAUAAUGCUAAUCAGCAACAGCAGAAUGGGUAUUUUGAUUUCGAGAGGUGGAAUCUACCGCCUCCACCUUCUAAAAUGUUUUCUAGUUCCCCAGGGGCCUUUGGUUCUCAGCCGACCUUGCAUCAUUCGAGCAACUUUGUUGGCAAUCCUGCACAUCAGCCUCAACCGUUGAUGGUGACUCAUCAUCACACGGCUCCUCCCCUUACGUACUUUCCGGCUUUUCAUAUUUCUCCGGGUCAUCAUCCACAUCCGCAUGAAUUUCAGUCUUCCGUCGAAAUAGCCUCGAUUGCAUUUGGCGAUAAUGAGAGUCAAAGUUCUAGUUAUGCUGAAGAAAUGAGGGAUGAUAAGCCUAAGGUGAUAGUCCCGGAUAUUGAAGAAGAACUGGGGUUUUUGCAACAGCAUCCUCAAUCAGUUGUAACUAAUCAAGCGAGUAAGGAAGGUAAGAUUAAGGGAAACGAUCCUAAUUCAGGAUUUAUGACGAGUUACUUGAAGUUCUUGCAAGGUGAUAGAGAUCCUUCGCCUGAACCCGCAAUAAGAGGUGGAAGGAAAGCGAGUUGGAAUAGGUCAAAGCCCUAUAUUCCACCGGAACCUAGCAAGUCUUCGGAUGGAUCGAUGAAUGGGGAUGUUCUGAAAACCCAGGAUAAAAGCAAGGAAAUGCCUCAAAUUGAUUAUGCGAAUGACCCUAGGUAUUUCCCCUUGCCAAAAGAGAGGAAGAAUAAGAACUUCGACUCUAGUGAUGAUGGGUUUACUAGUGAUGAUGACUUUCCGUUCGGUACUAAGAAGCCGGAGAAGAAAAGUAAUAAUAUCGCUGCUCCGAGUAUUAGUAGUGCUCCGGAGGUUGUGAAAGCGGAGCCUAAAGCGAGGAAAGGAAGACCUAUUAAGCCUGGUGGUCCCACUGAUAGGAAGAGGAAGGCUGCGGCUGCUGCUGCUGCUGCGGCUGCUGCUGGCGAGGGAGUUACUCCCGGAAAGGUGAAAAAAUUAGGAGUUGACCCACUAUCACUUCCCAGACGAGAGACGUCUCGGAGGAAAGCAAAAGAAAAAUCGUCUGUGAAAAAGUUGCUAGAUCAACAGCAGGGCAUAGAUUACUUCGACAAUGACGAAGAACUAGGCGAUUCGGAUUCUGAUCCCGCCUGGACCCCAGCGGCAAAACUUGCUGGAGACGAAGAAGAAAAGCGAAAAAAAAGGGGAAGGCCUGUAAUCAGCAAAAGAUCCCGAAAAGUAAUGGACGAGGAUGGCUAUUCAUCCAGCGACGCGCCGAUUCCUAAGAAAAGUGGAAGGAAAAAGCACGAUAUGUAUUCGAAGAACUCAAACAGCAGCAAACUUAUCUGUAAAAUUGAUGAAAAGAUGUUGGCUGCUGUCAGCGACGAAGAUAUCGAUAUUUCUCCUUUCAAGCGUUCAAUGGAUAAUUCAAACGAUGCGUCUGGUGAGUUUGUGGUGAUGAAGGCCGAUUUGGGAAUAGAGUUCCCGCCUCUUUGGAGAAUAGAUGGCAAAACUCUACUUCAAAAGUAUGAGCCAUUCAAAUCAAAUGGGAAAACUUUAUACCGAAAUAUAUCCACGUAUUCUGGUUGGGCGCCGCAAAAUCGGAACAUUUACCAACAAGUUCCAGUCAAAUUUUGUCAAGAAGAUAAACUUGAAACGGUCGUUGAGUUCUUGAGAGAUGAAAUGAUUAUCGAUGAUAGUGAGUGCAUCGAGAAAUCCAUGAAAGAGACGGAGAAAUAUCAAGAUAAUUUUGAGGUUUAUAUACAAACAUUAAUAUCUCAAGCUUUGGAUUCAAAUUUCCUCACUGAAAUAUUCCAAGAACAAGAUGAUUAUUUCUUAUCUAAUGUGAAAACGGUCGAUGAUGUGACGGAAGAAAGAAAGCGUCGACUGCUUUCGACAACGACUUGGCGUCAAAGUGUCGUAUCAGCAAUUUCAACGUGGCCAUGCUUAAACGUACUGACGGAUUUGGCACCUGCUGAUUACAAAGGAAAAGUGUGUGCUGGUUGUCAAAAGGCCAACGUUAAUGCUAGGGUAUUGCUUUACGGGCAACCGUAUAAUGGAACAACUUUGGAAGGCUCACCCCCUGAUCCUAGUGUGCUUCAAGAAAAGGACUUUUUGUUCUGUCGAGUGUGCCAAACUAAAGUUGCAGUGUACAAUAAGGUAUCACACCAGAAGUAUCUGAUGUUCCUAGAAUGUACGAGAAGAGUAUCUGACAAGAGAAUGUCUGAUCCUCACAAGGAUACGACGAUAAUACUGAAUGAGUUGUUGGCAGAUGAAACGUGGCUAAAUCAGCUCUUUAAGGAAGUAAGAAGUGUCUGGGCCGAUAUCGACAGUAUGGAGCAUCAGGCUAAAUUAAAAUCGAUUGGAGCAUCCUGUAGCCAAGUCGAAAUGUCAAAAUCAUCAUGUCCAACCGCCGAAGAUGCUAACACAACUUCCCAUUCAGAGAUUUUUACCCCAAAAGUGGAAAUUGAUUGUCAAAACCUGUUCCACAAUUUUCCAGAAGACGUAGUGGCGUCUUAGUGUUGCUAAACCGAUCGCUAUUUUCGAUCAUUUCAGCUACAGCAAAAGUGAUGAAACUGUUGUUACUAACGUGAUUAUUUGUUAACACUGUCGUGUCAAUCACCUCGUUGAUGAACUUACACCAAACGACUAAUUGGUGAAUCGAUAUUCGUUAAAUAAUCGCAAAAGAUUAUUGUAGAUUAAGUCCUAGAGAGUAAAAAAGAUGAAGUACACGCACCGAACACAUGUAAUAUACUCACUCUACUUCGUAAGAAUUAGAUUCAUGCCCAAGUUUCGCCAUUAUCCUAGUUUACUCUGUAUGAUGAACUAUGAAUAUAUUUGUGUGAAUAUAGGAAUAGUUGUAGUAAUCGUAUCGUUCGAAACCUGACAAAAUGUUUCGAAAUUAACUUUUGCUUGGAACUGAAAGGCACGAAUGGAAUUUUGCGCGUAUGAGAAUUAGAUUUAGAGUGAUACAGUAAGUUAAAGAUUUGAUCUUUCUGUAAAAUAUUUGCAGUUGUCACAUUGCUCUUUUUAUUUUGAAACAAAGCGGAAAAAUUCGUGUUACAAGCUUUUCGAUAAAAGCGCGAGUUUACUUGUUUGAGAUUUAGAGUGAUAUAGUAAGUUAAAAAUUCGAUUUUUAUGUAAAAUAUUUCGAUACCUCGCCCGUAUUGUUCUUCUAAAACAUACACUUUACCGUUGGUCGUAUAAACUAACCAUUCUGCUUUUUGCGUUGACCCCCUCCCUUUAAAACGCAUACGCGGCGUUCAGUAGUACAAAAUCAAAUAGCAAAUGCGUAUAAUAAUUGAUAUUCACUGACUUAGUAUUUCAUUUAGAAUUCACUUGAAUUCACUCAAUUCUUCUGAAGUUAUUGAAUUCUCUGACAUUCUUGAAUUAUUCUGAAUCCGUCGAGUUCUUCCAAAUUUCUUGCAUUAUUUUGAAGUGCUGGAAUUCCGCGAAUACAAGUAGUUCAGAGAAAUUGACAACAUUUAAAGGAAGUUGAAAGAAUUCAAAAGAACUUUAUAGAAUACAGAGAACAAAGAAUGUAAAUAUAAAGGAAUUCAAGAGAAUUUAAAAUAAUAUACUAAACCAGAUAGUAUUCAUUACCAAACCUGGCUGCUGUUUAUCGGGUAUAUGUACAUACUAAAACGGCGGGCCAGCUGAAAAACAGAAUGAUCAGUUUAGAGUUUAGAUGACUAACGCCAUGGUGGUCGUUUUUGAUGUACAUAUCCGAGAGAGGUUCUUUCAACAUGAAAGUAUCGAUUUUCAGGUAUCACAAUUUCGAGACUUUAAUUUUUUUUAUUUUCAAGCAAAGGUUGAUUAAACCUUUCCGAUUCCGAAUUUCGAUCCAUUAAAUCAAAUCAAUACGUAGCAUUUUUGUACUUAUUCAUUCGGAAAUAUUUCUGAAAACCUUGAUAAUUUUGUACUUUAAAAAAAUCGAAUUCGGGUUCGUUAAAUGUAAACAUCGCCUGAAUAUGAUCGUUUAUUUUCCUUUUUUUUUGUAAUUAUUAUUUGGUAUUAUAAUACGUAUUAAAACUCCAUAGAAGCAGGGGCAACUAUACAAAUUGUUUUUGUACGUUUUAGAAAAACGGCUUAUGAUUUUUCUGCAGUUUCUUGGUCAAUUUAUUUUCUUAGAAUAUGAGAAACUUUUUUCUAAAAUAUAUUUUUGGUAAUUAUUUGACCAAAGAAUGUUAAUACGAGUUAUGUUAAAUAUUUGAAAUGGUUUUCUAAUGUGCAAAGUCCGCACUUUUUAUUAAAUUUUCCAGUUUACUGGAUGCUGGAAGGGAAUGUUAGAUUUGUCAGAUCACAGUUUAUUUUUAGCAUUAGUUGACUUGUCUCAUAAUUUUAUAUUAUAUUCUGGACAGAGAAAUGGAAUGCAAAGUUGCUUCUGUGCAUAAAAAUUUGCAGUGAGAUAAAGCGACUUCAUUUUUAACGUUGUACAUAAAUUAAAGAUUUCAAUUAAGAAUGUUUAUUUUAGUACUUUAUAUAACUUGGAAUCAGUUCCAUUUUGAUCUUCCUAAAAUUUUUCAGUGAAUUUAAACACAUUUUCCAGUAGGUGAUAUAUCUGCAGUGUAUAAUUAUUAUAUUUUUUAAGUGCUAGAAAUUAUUGUAUUAUUGAUAUAAUUGUCAUUCUUACGAUUGUUUAUGGUUUAUAAUAACCAAGUUUUUAUCUGUUUUCAAAUUUAUUAAAAAAAUGAUUAUAAAUGUGCGGUGAUAUGCGUGUUGGGCGCGAAUGUAUUUUUGGAAGACGAUGUAUCAAAUUAUAUUUGUAAAUUGUAAAAAUGUAUUAGUGAAAGCUAUUGGUCGCAGCUACUUCGAGUGACUCUCGAGUGAAGACAUUUUUCGUAUGCUAAGCAAAGAAUUUGAAAGUAUAGCGUCGCAGAUUUCAGAUUUCAAAGAAAGAUUCAUUGUCAGUCCUCCAGGUUCUUACAGGGAAUUAAAAUUCGGGCAUUCGGAAUUAAACAGUGUAAUAGAAACAAGGAAAGAUACGCGGUAAUAAGAUUUUUGUUCUAGCAAAUGUGCCAUGCAAUCGUUUGGAUUUAUGCCUCCGUCGUUUGUAUUUGUACUUGUCGAAGGGGUCAAAGCUCUUAAAGACAGUGCUGAGUGUACCAAAAGGAACUCCUUGCGAUUUGGAACUUGUGCAGUUUCAGCUUAAUAUAUCACACCUACUGUCAGCAUUAUGUAGAUUGAAACUUUAAUAUUAUUGUUGUUCUAUACCUUCUUCGGACAUAAAUAAGCGAUGCGUUCGUUCUCGCAGUUGUAAAUUUCUUAUUCAACUCUUAGUCUCAGAUUAUGAGGUUUUUAUUGGUAGAAAGAAAUUGCAGUAUUUUCUGUUAUCCUCAAUGAAAAAAGAUAUCAAAAUAUAAAUAUUAUAUUAUAUUAUAUAUAAUGAAAUAU
Messenger RNA from Belonocnema kinseyi, 8386 nucleotides. RefSeq lists its product as uncharacterized. The transcript has 11 exons. The record is from RefSeq and is a predicted model, not a curated record. Gene Ontology annotation, cellular component: nucleus. Lineage: Eukaryota; Metazoa; Arthropoda; Insecta; Hymenoptera; Cynipidae. The coding region runs from base 674 to 5512 and encodes 1612 amino acids.